Xenopus tropicalis (tropical clawed frog) is the source of this 2585-nucleotide messenger RNA. It is a transcript of the gene tspan2, whose product is annotated as tetraspanin 2. Gene Ontology annotation, cellular component: membrane. Lineage: Eukaryota; Metazoa; Chordata; Amphibia; Anura; Pipidae. The record is from RefSeq and is marked provisional.
CUGGAGCUGUGAUGGGGAGACUUAGCGGAGCCCUGCGGUGUGUCAAAUACCUGCUGCUGACUUUUAACCUUAUCUUCCUGCUGGCAGGAUCAGCUGUAACUGGUAUUGGUUUAUGGCUUCGAUUUGGUGGAGAUUUAAGAGAUGCGAUAUUAGAAGAUGAAGAUGAGGAUUUCAGAUCAUCGUUUUUUAUGGGUUUGUAUGUCCUAAUAGGGGCAGGAGCAUUGAUGAUGCUGAUUGGGUUCUUUGGUUGCUGUGGAGCAGCUCGUGAAUCUCAGUGUCUGCUUGGAGCGUUUUUUGCCUGCUUGCUUGUCAUAUUUGCUGCAGAAGUGACAGCAGGAGCUGUUGCCUUUCUAGGCAAAGCUGAGACAGUUAAAAACCUUAAGAGUACAUAUAAGGAAGCUUACAAGGCCUAUCAAGAAAACGGAGCAAAGAACAGUACCCUUUCUGGUUUGCAUAAAAUGGCAAAAUGUUGUGGGACUGAGGACCCAGACAGUAUAAAAAUACUGAAGCCAUUGUGCAGUGAGAAGCAGCAAGAGUACAAGAACUGCUACGUGGAGAUCGAGAAGACAUUAAACUACUAUUUCCAUAUAGUUGGAAUACUUGGAAUUGCCACCGCUGGGAUUACUAUUUUCGGCAUGAUGUUCAGUAUGGUUCUUUGCUGUGCAAUUCGCAACUCAAGAGACAUGCUGUGACAACAGAAUCCAGAAACGUCUUGCACCUUGUUGGAGCUCCACCUGCUGGUCCAGGGACUGUUUUACAAUCUUCAGCUUGGACAGUCCGCCACCACAGUUUAUAACGGAAUGUGCUUUUAGUAGAGUUUGUAUAAAGCUCUGUAGUGUAUUACAGGACACAAAGCUCUUAAGAAGCUAUUACAGAAUGCUUGAUUUGGCAGACUUUUGUAACAGCUGUAUUAAAUGGUUAAAGCUUUAAAUGAGCAGACCAGCCCCACAGGACAAUAUGGUUAAAAACAAUUUUAUUAGGAUCCCAUAAUCCUAACAGUGUAAUUUAACCUUUUAAAAACCUUUUUUAACUCCAAAUGAAAUAAUUCUUUAGCCUUUUAACCCUUUCAGUGUCGGCUCUGUGUGGUGUAGUUUGCAGGUAACAUGCAGUGCAGCAUGGAUCAAAGAGAAAUCGAGAGAAGUAGAAUAUAUGGCGCUGGCAAACUGGUACUUUAGUAUCACAUCUCCAGACACAUAUGGGACUACAGCAUCAUGGCAGGCAUAUAUAUCGGUUAGGGUACAAUAAUAUUUUGUCAUUUGGUUAAUAGGGAUUGAAAACCUCCUCCAAUAGUGUUUUAAAAAUUCUGCAUCACUACAAUUUAAUUUGAAUUCUCUUAUAACCACUUAAAAUUCAACAUGCAAUUUGAAGGAACUGUAAUUCUGUUAUUCACAGAUGUGUUGUGUAAAAGGUUGUGUUGUAAUAAUUGUAUGUACAUAUGUAAAGAUUUCCUUUUUAGGUGUCUUGUAUUCAUUCCGCAUUCCAUCAGACUGUUAGUUAAAAAAAACACACACACCUACUUACCCAACAUUUUACUGAAAUAGUUAAGACAUGACACACAGAUGCGAGGUGCACGUCAUAGUAACUACUUGUUUUUUUCUUCUGUGUCAGCAGUGGAUAAAGGCCUUUCUCUCUCUUUCUCUUCUCUUGCUUUCUUUCUCUUCCCCUCUCCUUCUCUCUCUCUGUUAGUGUUGCCACCUGUCCGAUUGGGAGCUGGACAGCCCAGUUUCUGUAAGAGCUGUCUGGGUCAAAACUGCCUGCAACGUUUUCCAAGUUAAGGAAUUGCGGCCAGAACUCUGAAGUGAAUGAUGCAGGGAUUAGCCAAUCAUUUGUUGCCACUUGAUAGUCUGCUCUUUUAUCACCUGCCCCCUGUUGAGACUUCCCUACUCCAAAAGGUGGCAACACUACUCUUUUUCCUCCUCUUUCUCUGUUGCAAGCAAAAUAUUUUCUGCUAUCUUAAAUGUUUGUUUUUUAAGUAUGACAACAUUUAUUUGUAUUUAUAAUUCAUAAGGUAUAUUUGUGCUUUAAAUGGCACUUGUCAUCCAAAAAUGACCCCCUUGGAGGUGUGAGACAAUAUAGCUCUCACUCCAGUUGGGGAAAAACAUUAUUUAGUGACAUGGAUCUGGAUAUAAGCGCUGCUUCCAGUGUGCUCCUUAUGCGCAUGCAUGUGACAUCACAUGUAUGUGCAAAAAAGCUAAAAUAUUGCCACUAUUCUCAGUGCCACAACAUGGAUGCCUGUACCAAAAGGUCCUUUCUAGUGCAAGCAGCAUAAAGAAGGGGACGACAUUUUUUUACCAAAAAAUAACCUAUUGUUUCCCCCAAGCAGAGUGCGGGGACAGGUGUCUUUUAAACGCUUGCAUUUGCUUCCAAACUCACGCCAUAUAGUUCGGACAAGUCUGGUGUUAAAAAACAGACAAUUAAUUUAAAAAGGUCAUGGCUCAAAUGUAUAUUAGGAUUUGUUUCUGUUUAGAGAUAAUAACUAAGUGUAACUUUAGAAUAAUAUAAAUAUUGAUGUGCAGUACUUAAAAAUGACAAAAUAACAAUCCUUUGUUAAACAUAUCGAAUAAAGUAAAACUUGGUUAAAUGAG